Molecule: messenger RNA, 6076 nt
Organism: Mercenaria mercenaria
Lineage: Eukaryota; Metazoa; Mollusca; Bivalvia; Venerida; Veneridae
Product: BTB/POZ domain-containing protein KCTD9-like
Exons: 12
Coding region: 69-1274 (401 amino acids)
Biological process (GO): intracellular signal transduction; protein homooligomerization
Molecular function (GO): protein binding
Source: RefSeq, a predicted model, not a curated record
UCCACAGUGUUUAGAAAGCCCGAGAGCUUGUGUAUGGACUGACAAGAAAUGAAUUUUCUUUGAAAAAAAUGAAAAGAGUAGUUAUCUUCAAGAAUGGACGUUUUGUUGACGGGAAGGUUAUAUCUGUGACCCACUGUUCUUCUUUGGAAGAUGUUCUGUCAGAUGCAAGCAAGAAAUUGGGCUUUGUGGGCAGAAAAAUCUACACUCCUCAAGGCGGGCUCAUAGAUGAAGUGUCACUGCUCAGGGAUGACGAUGUGGUGUAUGUGUCUGGAGGGGAAGCUUUUAAAGCACCUCCUUGUAAUCAUUCCAGUGUUUCAACUCCACAUAAAUCACCAUGUAAGGUGUCACAAUGUAGUUCUGGUGAGUGGGUCACCCUGAAUGUCGGUGGAACUAUUUUCUCUACUACGAGGAGCACACUUACACAACAACACCCAGGCAGCAUGCUGUCAGCAAUGUUCUCUGAUGAUCCAGAUGAAUCGUGGUGUAGCUCUGUUGAUGGUACUGGUGCAUACCUUAUUGAUAGAAGCCCUCGCUACUUUGAGCCAAUCUUAAACUAUCUGCGGCAUGGUCAGCUCAUACUGGACAAGCAUAUCAGUGCUGAAGGUGUUCUAGAAGAAGCAAAAUUCUUUGGCUUGACUUCUUUAAUAGAAACUUUAGAAGCUACCAUAGAGAGUGAAUUGCCCCCUGAAGAUCAGACACCGAUCAGUCGUCGUGAGUUUGUGAUGAAGUUGUUGGCAACAUCAACAGACAAAGAACUGCGUUGUCAGGGAAUGAAUUUUGCUGGUGCCAACCUCUCCAAGUUAGAUUUGAGAGGGAUAAACUUCAAGUAUGCAAUACUGAAAAAUGCCAAUUUGAGUGGUGCCAAUUUGUCCUAUUGUAAUUUUGAGAGGUCUGACCUGUCGAGAGCUGUGCUUGAUUCAGCUAAUCUGCUAGGUGUGAAGAUGUUAUGUGCCAACAUGGAGGGAACCUCACUGAAGGGAUGUAACUUUGAAGAUCCAGCAGGAACUAGGGCAAACAUGGAAGGAGCAUUGAUGAAAAGUGUUAACCUGGAGGGAAGUCACAUGGCUGGCGUAAACUUGAGAGUGGCUAAUCUAAAGAAUGCCAAUCUUCAAAAUUGUGACCUGAGAGGAGCGGUACUGGCUGGAGCUGAUCUCGAGAACUGUGAUUUGUCAGGAUGUGAUCUACAAGAAGCCAAUCUCCGAGGUGCCAACUUAAAAGGUGCAGCAUUUGAGUUGAUGUUGAACCCACUACACAUGGCUCAGGCCGUAAGGUGACUGAGAAAUCACCUGCACCUGGACCAGGCCGAGAAAGCGCUUUAUAAUUUAUGGUCUUUCAACUACUGUAGAAUGAAAUGAACUCUUGUCAUUUUGUAUUGCACUUGUCAGUAUACCUCCCCCUCCCAAACAUAUAGCAGAGUUUAGAAAGAGGAAAUUUUUCCCCCUCAUGAAUGGGAUAUCUAGCUCCAGAGCCAUGCAGUGUCUGGAAUCUGCCACAGUUACUGUAAUUAUAUUUUUCAUUGUGCUGUCAUGUUUUGAGAGGUGGAGACAAAAAUUCUAUCUCAGCCAGUUAUAUAUUGCCGGUAUGGUAUAAAGCUGGCUUAUAUUCAUGACUGGUAAAAUUGCCUUGGAUGCAUUGUUGAAAACUGUGAGGACAAGUAACACAAGAAAAUUUCUUGCUGUAGCUGAAUGUUGUAAAUUAUUCAGCUUAUAUGAGAUAUUCUAGAUGUUUGGAUCAUUUGGCUUAUAUUCAUUUUUAGACGACUUUUCAAAGAAAAAGUAGAGCUAUUGCACUCGCCCCAGCAGCAGCAGCAAUGCCGUUGCCGUUGGUUAAAGUUUUUGAUAAAGUCUGUUACUAUCAAAGCUUUUGACUUGAAACUUAAAAAUUUUAUUUACUAUCAAAGUCUACACCAGGAGAAACAAACCCCAUAACUCUGAUUGAAUUUUGACAGAGUUAUGCCCCUUUUUAACAGAAUUUUUUGGUUAAAGUUUUUGAUAAAGUCAAAUAUGUCUGUUACUAUCAAAGCUUUAGACUUGAAACUUAAAACAGUUAUUUACUAUCAAAGUCUACACUAGGAGAAACAAUCCCUGUAACUCUGCUUAAAUUUUGACAGAGUUAUGCCCCAUUUUAACUUAGAAUUUUUGGGUUAAAAUUUUGUCAAGUUUUUACUGGCAAAGCUCUAAUUCAGAGUCAAGCACUGAGAAAAGUCGGGCACGCUGUUAUCAGACAGCUCUUGUUUACUGUCACAGAAAAAACUUAACUUGAAAAAUGUUGAUAGUUGGAAAGGGACCAAGUUUUGACUCUGAUGUAAGAGGGUGUCAGUUUCCCUCCUAGUAUGUAGGAAAGGGAAUCUGCUGAAGGGCAUUAUUGUAUUGCUAAGUAAGAAAUGUUCAGAUAUAAAAAUUAUAUAUCAUUAGAAAACAACGCAGAUAAGACUGAGGAGUUUUCUUUAAGGUUGCUCUGCAUGUUUUGUAUGCCCCCACACAUUUAUGUAUCCGUCUGUAUGUCCGGAAAUCUUAUGUGUCGAACUUUUUCCACACUGUUAGCCUGACUUGCUUCAGUCUCACAGAUGAACAAGCUUGAUGUGCAGAUGACCUUAAAGGAAGGAAUUUUUUCUGUGACUAUUUUUGCUGCAGUUAUGGCCCUUUUAUAGUUUUUGCUAUAUGGAAUAUAGGGAUAAGUCUUGUGUGUCCAACUCCUCCCGCACUAUUAGCCUGAUUUGCUUCAAACUUUCACCGAUGAACAAGCUUGAUGUGCAGAUGACCUUUAUAUAAAGGAAGGAAUUUUUCUCUGAAUAUUUUUACUGCAGUUAUGACCCUUUGAUUAUUUUUGCUAUAUAGAGGAAGGCACCGUAUGUGGGGGCAUCCAUGUCCUAUGGACACAAUUCUAGUUAUCUGAUGUAAUGCAGUAAUGUGAUUUAUCUGGACCACUUUAAAUGCGACCUGCAUCCAAGAGACUGAAAUGUAAAUCAUUAGCCAUUGAUAAUGUUAAGAAAGCAGUCUUAAUACUUUUUAUUUCUGAAGAUAAAUAUAAUAAUAAAAUAUUUAUUGGGAAAUAGCAUCAAAUUUUGUCCAAAAAUCAGCUUGAAAUUUGAAGGCACCUUUAAUCAUUGGUAAAUAGCUGGAAAGAAGUCACAUGGACUCGUACAGUUUACAUGUUUUUGUAGCUCAGCAUAUGAAAGAAAAUAUUUUAAAAUCCAUUAGCAGUUUCAUUUAAAUUUAUAUUGUUAAAUGUUUUCUAAAAUGCUGAAGUGUCGUCAUAAUUGAGAUUUUCUGAGAGGCUUUCAUUAUUUAAACUUGCUUGAGGUCCAGAUGUUAUAAAUCAGUCUAGCAACAAACACCAAUGCACACGAACCUGUAUAUUAUCUAUUAAUAAAAUUGACUAUUAUUAGUAGAGAAUUAACUGUCAAGGUUUAAUCAAAUUCUACAUCGUAAAAAAAUCUUGAUCUGAACAUGCUUAACUUACUUAUACUAGUAUUUUUUUACAGCAAUUUUAACAGAAUACUCCUAUUAUUGUAUCUUGAUAGAUUUCUGACUUCACAGCUUUGGGUUUGAAAAGCUUGUUUGGGGUAUAGAUAUUUUUGUGUGAAAAAUAUAGAUAUGUACAGUCAAACCUUUCGGCUUUUGGAAGGGAAAAGACAAAGAAAUAAAAUUUCUGAAGGUAUGUUCAUAAAAAUAUACAUGCAGAUAUGUAGAGAGAAACCUGUACAAAGAGACUACACACUGGGAAAAAAAACAAGUUCUUUUCUACUCACAGUAUGAAACACAGCAAGUUUAAAAACAAGCUUUGUGAUCUGUAGAACUCUGCACGUGUGAUCUGUAGAGCUCUGCACGUAACGGACUUUAACAUAAGUUCGACUAUAUAAAGUUUGGCAUCUAGGUUUUAUCAAGCCUUUACAUAGUUAAUCAGAAUGGAUAUAACAUAAAGAAGUAAGCAGUAAAAAGAUAAACAUUUUUCUUACUAUGAUAAAACUGUGAUAUAAUUAAGCAAAAAGUUAGUUUAUAGAAAAUUCAUAAAAUGUUAACAACUUGUAAUAUCACCAGUUUUCCUUUAUGUUUUUUUGUAAAUGUUCCUGAUGUAAGUCAUUUUGUUUAAGUUGUCUCAAGAUAAUAAAAUGUGAUUCAUUAGGAUUAAUGGGUAAAUUUACCUUUAAGAAAAAACGUGUUCCUUAUACCAGUUUGUGAUUAUUAAUCACAUGACUGUGUAGUCAAUUUUCCUUGAAAUUCCAAUGUAAACAUUACAUUCCUUUGACAGGAGUUCAUUGUUCAUAGUAAUUAUGCAUGUAAUACUUCCCAUAUAUACUUAUGGAAAGAAAGGAUAUCUCUUGAAUGAAUUGAUAUACAUAUUUUACAUACCCUGUCUGAUUUAGAAUCAUUAUUAUAAAAGGCAAUCGCAGUUCAGUUUUAACCAUUUCCAACCAUUCCUGAUAUUUACACAAAUUAUUAUUGAUGAGAAGUUAUACAUUAUAUGAGCCGUACCAUAGAAAACCAACAUAGUGCAUUUGCGACCAGCAUGGAUCCAGACCAGCCUGCCAUCUGCGCAGUCUGGUCAGGAUCCAUGCUGUUCGCUUUCAAAGCCUAUUGCAAUUAGAGAAACCGUUAAUGAACAGCAUGGAUUCUGACCAGACUGUGCAGAUGCGCAGGCUGGUCUGGAUCCAUGCUGGUCGCAAAUGCACUAUGUUGGUUUUCUCAUGGUGUGGCUCAAUUAUUGUCUUUCAUUUACAUACACUCACAAGACAGAAAAUUAUAGAAUUAUUUUAACCUUUACCCUGCUAAAUUUCUAAAAUGGACUGGUCUAUCAUUCAAUAUAGGCAGUACCAGCUAUUAUUCAAAGUUGUGUUCGCUGAAAAGUUACUGACUAAAUAGCGAAUGUACAGGCUGAUCUUAGUCAGCACUGGUCGCAAAGGCAAAAUCACUUGCCGCCAGCAGGCUAAAGGUUAAAAAUGCCUAUUUAAUAAAUACAACAAGGUUUUAAUACUUAAUAUAAACACAAUUCUUAAUAUGCUUUAACUUGGAAACUUGUUGAUAAAUUUCCACUUGCAAAAAAUCUCCAUUUUCUUGUCAUCAGUGGAUCUGUGCAUGAUGUCAGGAGUGAAUUACACUCGUCUGUCAAGUUAACAUCAACAUCCUUACUGCUAGUCAUCCAAUAUAAGUGUUGCACAAAAUUUGUAGUUUUAAUGUCGUUUUAUGGUAUGAAACUGAUCUGUUAAAUGUAAUGUUGAUAGUAUACAUCAUUCAAAAGAGCUUUGAAGGUGGUAAUGGCAUUUUUCUUAAAAUCUUGUGAUAUGGUAUUUUAGAUUGUCCAUUUUUGGAUGCAAUUUUGACUCCAUUUGUUACUUGAUCCACAUGAAACUUGUGGAAUAUCUUUUUAGCAUACAAGCAAGAGAGAUUUUAAUGGCAAUUAUAUUUUUACCUUUAAUAUUAAAAUGAUUUGAGAUAGCUUCAUAAUUAAAAAUCUUGUGUGGCUUUCCAAAAAUUGUAUGUCUUACAGGCGCAUGUAACCUUCAAAUGGUUUAUUGACUUUUAAAUUUGUAGUCAAGUAAGGUACAUUUCUUUUGAAACACGAAGAACUCAAGGAAAUAAAACUGCUUUGUCACAGCAAUUUAAUGUCUCUUGAUAAAAUGUUAAAGCUUUUUAUUCACAGUUCAAUUGAAAAAAUAUGGACUCUUCAUUUAAACAGAGUUUAAAAAUAAAACAUACAUUUUACAUUGGGAAAUACAGAAAAAAGCAAAUCUUUGAUACAUGUUUACUUUGAAAGCUACAGAGAUAUUCAGCUAUAACUUCACAUGUCAGUCUGGAUAAUUUUAACAAUAAAUGUUGAGCACUUUGGCUUUAUCCAAUGAAUGAACUAUAUAAGAAAUUAUAAUAAACAAAAGAUUUACCAGGCCAUGAACAACACAAAUCCCAAUUGUCUGUAAAUUAAUAGUCAUAGUUUAGAUGUCCUUGAUACGAAACUUUUUGUAGUAAAAAAAGUAACUCUUUUUGCACUCAUUGUCUCUUUCUUUGUAUUGUAUGUUUAAGGUAUCGAUAUUGUGCCAAAUAUUUAUUUGUGAAAUAAAGAAAGAAAUUUGAAAAAAAUA